Molecule: messenger RNA, 637 nt
Organism: Spirometra erinaceieuropaei
Lineage: Eukaryota; Metazoa; Platyhelminthes; Cestoda; Diphyllobothriidea; Diphyllobothriidae
Source: the annotation of a GenBank genome assembly
CGAAGAAUUCGUCAAGUUAAUUUCUUAUUUGAAAAUGUUCACUCCUUCUUGACAGUUAGUGCCUUAACUCACAAAAUCCCGAUCCGAAAAAUUUCAAUUUAGAUCAUCUUAGGACAUUACUCGAGUAGAUAAGUAGUAUUCAUGAAUUUAUUCUCAAGGGCAACAUCAAAGGGGCAUGAGAUUAUCUUCAGGCUUCAUUUCCCUAUUAAUAUGGACGCCUUCAUAACGCAUAACAAAUUCAUAUUGCUAUUUGCCCAACGACCGAUCGUCAACAUUGAUUUUUUGCUCGUUUCCAGAGGACGAUAUAAAACUCAACUCAACCCUCUUCUACUGGCCGCAAAACGUGAUUGACGUGCUAGACGUCGCCAACAGUCGCCUGAACGGCCUACGGGAAAACUCUGAGGAGACUUUGAGGGCACGAGUAGCCGCUCUGGAGAAAGCUAUCAACUCAUCUAGUGGAAGCAUCGAACAAAUGCAGAAACGCGAAGUUCUUUCUAAUGACGAGAUUAAUCGGGCCAAUGGCAUGCUGGACGCCUUUGACGCCAUGUUGCAGGGUUUCACGGACGAGGCUGAUGCCAUCAUAAGGUGCGCUGUCGUCUUACCGAAAAUUCGACCCUUUAAUGUGUGGCAGUGGUAG